This is a messenger RNA of Closterium sp. Naga37s-1, 1950 nucleotides long. The record is from the annotation of a GenBank genome assembly. NCBI's taxonomy places the organism in Eukaryota, Viridiplantae, Streptophyta, Zygnematophyceae, Desmidiales, Closteriaceae.
AUGCGGCCUCUCACGCCCACUCUCGCGCGCACUCUCACGCGCACUCUCACGCACUCUCACGCGCACUCUCACGCGCACCCUCACGCGCACCCUCACGCGCUCACUAACGCGCUCUCCCACGCGUCUCCCACGGGCACUCUCACGCGCACUCCCACGCGCACUCCCACGCCAAUCUCACGCGCACACUCACGCGCCCCUUCACGCGCACAGUCACGCCACUCUCACGCGCACACUCAUGCGCACCUUCACGCGCACACUCACGCGCUCUCUCACGCACACACUCAAGCGCUCUCUCACGCGCACACUCACGCGCUCUCUCACGCGCUCUCUCACGCGCUCUCUCACGCUCUCUCUCACGCACACUAUCACGCGCACUUUCACGCACUCUCUCACGCGCACUCUCACGCGCUACCUCACGCGCACUCUCACGUGCCCUUUCACGCGCUCUCUCACGCGCACUAUCACGCGCUCCCUCACGCGCUCCCUCACGCGCUCCCUCACGAUCUCUCUCACACGCACCCUCACGCGCUCCCUCACGCGCUCUCUCACGCGCACUCUCACGCGCGCACUCUCACGCGCUCUCUCACGCGCACUCUCGUGCGCACUCUAACGCGCUCUCUCACGCGCUCUCUCACACGCUCUCUCUCAUGCCCUCUCACAUGCCCUCUCACGCGGCCUCUCACACGGCCUCUAACGCGGCCUCUCACCCGCACUCUCACAAGCACUCUCACGCGCACUCUCACGCGCGCACUCUCGCGCACUCUCACGCGCACUCUCACGAGCACUGCACUCUCACGCGCUCCCUCACGCGCUCCCUCACGCUCUCUCUCACGCGCUCUCUCACGAGCGCACUCUCACGCGCUCUUUCACGCUCUCUCUCAAAUACCCUCUCACACGCCCUCUCACGCGGCCUCUCACGCCCACUCUCGCGCGCACUCUCACGCGCACUCUCACGCGCGCACUCUCGCGCACUCCCUCACGUGCGCACUCCCUCACGUGCGCAUUCUCACGCGCACUCUCACGCGCACUCUCACGCGCGCUCUCUCACGCUCUCUCUCACGCGCUCUCUCACGCUCUCUCUCACGCUCUCUCUCUUGCGCGUUCGCUCCCGCGCGCACGCUCUCCCUCGCCCUGAGUCUCUCCCCUUCCUCAAAUGAAAGCGAGAGCGGGGAGGAGGGAGAGGCGACGGCAGGGAGGAGGGAGAAGCGACGGUGGGGAGGAGGGAGAGGCGACGGCGGGGAGGAGGGAGAGGCGACGGCGGGGAGGAGGGAGAGGCGGCGGCGGGAGGAGGGAGAGGCGGCGGCGGGAGGAGGGAGAGGCGGCGGAGGGGACGAGGGAGAGGCGACGGCGGGGAGGAGAGAGAGGCGACGGCGGGGAGGAGGGAGAGGCGGCGGCGGGGAGGAGGGAUACGCGACGGCGCGGAGGAGGGAGAGGCGGCGGCGGGGAGGAGGGAGAGGUGAUGGCGGGGAGGAGGGAGAGGCGACGGCGGGGACGAGGGAGAGGCGAUGGCGGGGAGGAGGGAUAAGCGACGGCGGGGAGGAGGGAGAGGUGACGGCGGGUUGGGAAGGAGAGGCGACGGUGGGGGAAAUGGUGCUGGACGUGCAGGGAAGAGCGGGCGCGGAGAGGGCGCUGGAACGAGGCACCACCACGCCAGGACAGGUACACGUGCUCCGCGCCCCUGCACUCUGCGCUCUGCCCCGUGCGCUCUGCCCCGUGCGCUCUGCGCUCUGCCCCCUGCGCUCUGCGCCCUGCGCUCUGCCCCCUGCGCUCUGCGCCCUGCGCUCUGCCCCCUACGCUCUGCGCCCUGCGCUCUGCCCCCUGCGCUCUGCGCCCUGCGCUCUGCCCCCUGCGCUCUGCCCCCUACGCUCUGCGCCCUGCGCUCUGCCCCCUGCACUCUGCGCCCUGCGCUCUGCGCCCUGCGCUCUGCGCCUUGCGCUCUGCGCCCUAUGA